This is a messenger RNA of Esox lucius (northern pike), 1270 nucleotides long. RefSeq lists its product as uncharacterized. The transcript is spliced from 4 exons. NCBI's taxonomy places the organism in Eukaryota, Metazoa, Chordata, Actinopteri, Esociformes, Esocidae. The record is from RefSeq and is a predicted model, not a curated record. Bases 1 to 669 code for a protein of 222 amino acids.
AUGGUCUGGGGAUCUAAGCAGUCAGAGGUUACCAGGGGCCACAUCUUCUCCAUCACCUGCUCCAUUCAGCUACAGUAUCCCGGGGGCCUCUUCUAUCUGGACUUCUCUGGGACCAACAGGACUGAGACUAAGCCAGCAGUCAACCACUCUGCCUCCUUUCACUUCCCUGUUGCAGAGUAUAAACAUGAGGGGAACUACAGCUGUAGCUAUGAAGUCAACGUUACCACCCGAACCUUUCAUUCUACUAGAUCAGAGUUACUGACAGUCAGCAUUCAAGCCUCUCCAGCCCUCGUUACUGUUUCUGGCACAGCAGUUGGGAUUCUUCUCCUACUGAUACUGGUGGCCGUUUCCUGUGUGGUCUGGAGGAAGAGGAUGAACAGACCUCCACCCAUGACCAUGUCCCAAAGACAAUGUGGAAAUUGUGAAGAUGAAAAGGACUACAUCAACAUGGAAACCAUUGACAACCAAAGAUAUGACGACCUGGAGACAAGAUACUGUGCAGGACGGACCGCUCCAGGAGCCACAACCAGAGUUGGAAAUAAUGAAGAUAGAUCAAAGGCUACAGAGACCAUAUAUGAAAUUCCAGAUUCAUUCACAGAGAUGGCCAUUGCUGAUGAAAGUGGGAAUGACUAUGAAGAAGAUGAAAACAUUUAUGAAAAUUUGGGCUGAGCUCUUUUUUAUAAUAUUUUUUACCAUUAUUUAACCUGGUAAGCCAAUUGACAACCAAUUCUUAUUUACAAACUGUCCAAAGCCAUAACAACUGCAAGAAAAUCCUUAAUAGCAUAUGAAUAUAAAAAAUAAACAAUCAAUUAAAGUUAAAAACAACAAAAAUAUAAUAAUAUACGUUUUCACAUCAAUAAAAGUGGGUAUGGUGCUGUUCACUGUAGUUAACAAUUUGAGUUUGAAUGAGCAGUGACAGGUAUCUACGGGAGUGCAGAUUUCUGUUGGGUUGGCUGAUAUUUGGGAACAAACUGAGGUAAGGCAGGGAUUUGCUUAAGAAGGACUUGUAGAUGCACUUGGUGGGACAUUUUGUUUUAUCUUAAAUGUAAGUGUACUAGCAUUUUGACAUAGAAAAUGCAUUUCUGCAUUACAUGGUUUAAAAACUGUUAAUUUUGUGUGAUUUGUUAAAUUGGGUUACCUUUUAUCAAUGAAUAGGUUUGGAAUUUGGAGUUCCACCAAAUAUUUAAAAAUUACUAUCACAUAUCACAUUGACUAAGAUAUUUGGCAAAUAUAUAUAUAUACACACUCACCUAAAGGCUUAUUAGGAACA